GAAAGAGAAAGUGAAAACAAACUAAAACGGGUAUAAAUCCUGAUCCAGUGCAUUUGCAGGACAGAGCAGGAAGGUGCAGAGAGUUUUUUCCACUUCAGCUGACAGGGGGCAUCACCAGAGGAAACCAGAACAAUGAGUUAUGGAGACAUCGGGAGGGUUGAAACCUCUGGAGCUUCACAGGGAACGGCUCAGCAGGAUAGACUCAGUGUUUCAGGAGUGAGUGCAUCAUACCAAAUGGCCCAGAUUGAUGUUGGUAGAAUGGCGAGAUACAAAUCAAUGAUCCAAUGCGUUGGAGGCAGAUUUGGAAUCGAUCCAGCUAUUAUCGCUGGCAUCAUCUCCAGAGAGUCCAGGGCCGGAAAUAUUCUGCAGAAUGGCUGGGGGGACCAUGGAAAUGGCUGGGGACUGAUGCAGGUUGACGUGAGUCCACGAGGAGGUGGACACACCAAACAGGGGGACUGGGACAGUGAGGAGCAUCUCUCCCAAGGCACAAAGAUUCUCGUUUAUUUCAUUAAUCGCAUCCAGAACAAAUUCCCCUCUUGGAGCAGAGAGCAGCAGCUGAAAGGAGGGAUAGCGGCCUACAACACGGGGGAUGGAAGGGUCAGCUCCUACCAAAACGUUGAUGCCUGCACAACAGGUCACGACUACUCCAACGAUGUUGUUGCCAGGGCUCAGUGGUACAAAAGAAAUGGAUAUUAACACCUGGAAGUGAUAAAAAUCUAAAGAUGAGAAUGAAAAAAAAAACAUCUGUGUGCCGUUUGGUGAUAAAUAAAUGUAAUUCCAAGCAA
This is a messenger RNA of Cololabis saira (Pacific saury), 785 nucleotides long. RefSeq names its product lysozyme g-like. Gene Ontology annotation, biological process: peptidoglycan catabolic process. Gene Ontology annotation, molecular function: lysozyme activity. The record is from RefSeq and is a predicted model, not a curated record. NCBI's taxonomy places the organism in Eukaryota, Metazoa, Chordata, Actinopteri, Beloniformes, Belonidae. The coding region runs from base 133 to 696 and encodes 187 amino acids. The transcript is spliced from 5 exons.